Messenger RNA from Marchantia polymorpha subsp. ruderalis, 1636 nucleotides. The record is from the annotation of a GenBank genome assembly. Lineage: Eukaryota; Viridiplantae; Streptophyta; Marchantiopsida; Marchantiales; Marchantiaceae.
GAAUAGUCUCUGCAGUCUUAUUCUUUCACCUGAUCAAUGGCUUCUCGACAUGGGAGUAGUUUGCUUUCCAAAAGUCUGAGCUUAAAGUUCAUUGUAUACGUUUGUGCUCUGACCCGCGGAUUUGGUUUGACCUACGGUUGGACAGGGAUCUGUUUUGGGGAAGAUGGGUCCAACAUCCCGAGCAGGACCCAGGUCGUUCAGAAGUUCCGAGAUCUGGGCAUCGCCCACGUCCGCCUCUACCACACCUACCAGGCGACACUCCAAGCGUUCUCCAACAGCGGCAUUCAACUCACCGUGGGCAUAACGAACGAAGAUUUCGUCAAUGCCUUAUCAAGUGUGGGCUCUGCCAGAACCUGGGUCAACAGCAACAUCGUCCCUUAUGGCUCCAGUAACAUCGUCGCCGUGACGGUGGGAAACGAAGUCUUUUCUUCGGGGGACAACGUGAAAAACGCACUGCUGCCUUCAAUGCAGAAUCUGAGAGAGGCGCUGAAUCAGGCAGGUAAGAGUGGGAUCAAGGUCACAACAGCUCACGCUUUCGACGUCGUCACGAACACCUUCCCCCCAUCCAACGGCCAGUUUGUUGACACCGGAAGGAUGCAGCCCUUGGUGAACUGGCUGGCCUCGGUAGGAUCCGACUUCAUCUGCAACAUCUACCCCUACUUCACAUACAUAUCAUCCAAUGGGCAAAUCACGUUGCAAUAUGGCCGUCUUGAGUCUGGCUCCGUCACAGAUUCAAACAAUGGCAAGAUAUAUACGAAUCUUCUCGCACAGCAGCUGGACGCAGUUUAUGCAGCUCUGGGAAGAUUGGGGCAGGGAAACAUGCGCGUGGUCGUUGGGGAGAUCGGCUGGCCCACUUCAGGAGGCACUGCCACAGAUACGAACAACGCUCGGAUUCACAACCAAAACCUGGUGAACUUAGCUCGCGGAGGAACGCCACUGAAGCCUAACUGGGGAAUCCAGUCUUACAUUUUUGCAAUGUUUGACGAGAAUCAGAAGCCUGCUGGCUUAGAGCAGAACUGGGGAUUGUACAAUCCGAGCAACUUCCAAGCUAAGUAUACCAUCAAUUUCGGAAAUUCACCGACCACUAGCAAUCGCAUCACCCAGGGAAUGAGACUGAGUAGCGGACAGUUUGUCAAUUCCAAAAAUGGAGUCUACAGGUUUAUCAUGCAGGCAGACUGCAAUUUGGUCCUGUAUCACAAUGGUGUCGGACCUCUGUGGGCCAGCAAUACCCAAGGUAGCGCCACGGACGGUUACAUGGAGCUGCAACAUGAUGGAAACGCUGUAGUCUACGGUGGCGGUGUUGCACGCUGGGCUUCGGGAACUUGGGGGCGUAACGAUGGAGCUCACUACAUCGAGGUUCAGGACGAUGGCAACACUGUCAUGUACAACGCAGCGAAUCAAGCCAUUUGGGCUACCAACACAGCAGGGAGAUGAGAGAUUAUCCUUCUGGGAAAGAAGAGACACGUGUGAGAUCUAACCUGAAGAACUUCAUUGACCCAAGCGAACAUGCUUAGUCCAUGGAGCUCACUAACUGCAUCAGAUAGGAUCAAGCUUAGAGAUGCAACGUUUCAAGUCAAAUAAAAUCUCGAAAUCACGAUCGAUCAUCUGCAAAAUGAAGCUGCUCUCACACACUCUG